CCUGCACAGUUGCUGGGCUCCUCCGACCAAAGUGCACAGCCCUCCCCUUCCAGAGUGUUCUGGUCGGCCACCUUCUGGAAGCAUGGCUUUCCCUGCAGGAUUUGGAUGGGGGGCAGCCACAGCAGCCUACCAAGUGGAAGGAGGCUGGGAUGCAGAUGGAAAAGGCCCUAAUGUCUGGGACACAUUCACCCAUCAGGGAGGAGAGAGAGUUUUCAAGAACCAGACUGGUGAUGUAGCUUGUGGCAGCUACACUCUGUGGGAGGAAGAUUUGAAAUGUAUCAAACAGCUUGGAUUGACUCAUUACCGCUUCUCUCUUUCCUGGUCACGUCUGUUACCUGAUGGGACGACAGGUUUCAUCAACCAGAAAGGAAUUGACUAUUACAACAAGAUCAUUGAUGAUUUGUUAGCAAAUGGGGUUACGCCCAUAGUGACCCUCUUCCACUUUGAUUUGCCUCAGGCCUUAGAAGACCAAGGAGGUUGGCUGACAGAAGCAAUCAUAGAAUCCUUUGACAAAUAUGUUCAAUUUUGCUUCAGUACAUUUGGAGAUAGAGUCAAGCAAUGGAUCACCAUGAAUGAGCCUAAUAUGCUUGCCCUGCUGGCAUAUGAUUUGGGUGCAUUUCCUCCUGGUGUACCUCACCUUGGAACUGGAGGUUAUCGGGCGGCUCAUAAUUUGAUUAAAGCACAUGCCAGAUCCUGGCAUAGCUAUGAUUCCUUAUUCCGAAAAGAGCAGAAGGGUAUGGUGUCCCUAGCAAUUUUUGCUGCCUGGGUGGAGCCAGCAGAUCCCAACUCAGUGUUUGACCAGGAAGCAGUUAAAAGAGCCAUAGCUUUCCACUUGGAUUUCUUUGCUAAACCCAUAUUUAUUGAUGGUGAUUAUCCUGAAGUUGUCAAGUCCCAGGUUGCCUUCAUGAGUAAAAAGCAAGGCUAUGCAUCAUCAAGGCUUCCAGAAUUUACAGAAGAAGAGAAGAGAAUGAUCAAAGGCACGGCUGACUUCUUUGCUGUGCAAUAUUAUACAACCCGCUUAGUCAAGCACCAGGAGAACAAGGAAAGAGAAUUGGGUUUUCUCCAGGAUGUAGAGAUUAAACUUCUGUCAGAUCCAUCUUGGGUAAAUUUGGACUGGAUUUAUGUGGUGCCAUGGGGAAUACGUAAACUACUGAAAUACAUUAAGGAUACGUAUAAUAACCCUGUAAUUUACAUCACUGAGAAUGGGUUUCCCCAGGGUGACCCUGCACCUCUUGAUGAUACUCUGCGCUGGGAGUGUUUCAGACAGACAUUUCAGGAACUGUUCAAAGCUAUCCAACUUGACGAAGUCAAUCUUAAAGUAUAUUGUUUAUGGUCUCUUCUGGAUAACUUUGAGUGGAACCAGGGAUACAGUAGCCGGUUUGGUCUCUUCCAUGUUGAUUUUGAAGAUCCAGCUAGACCCCGAGUCCCUUACACAUCAGCAAAGGAGUAUGCCAAGAUCAUCCAAAAUAAUGGCCUGGAGAGACAUGUAUAGAAGAGAUGGCUGUGGAGUCUCACCUCAACAGGAGACCUUUGCUUUUGGAAAGGAAGUCUGCUUUGGUGGUCCGUCAGACAACCUCAAGUUGCCUUUGUAAUCAGCCCCUACCAGCUGAUCCAUGAUUAUGAAGUCUGAAUAUGUAAUGCCUGGGGAUGUAGUUAAUGAUGGCCUUUACUGUAUUUGCAUUUGAUCAAUGAGGCUUUAAAAAACCAGAACAGAAAACCACUGAAACUGAUUUUUAUAUUAAGAAAUCAGAUAGACUUGGAAACUUCAAUUUAAAUCCCUAGAAUUUUUCUAGAAACAAUAAUGCAAAAUUUAUGGAUUGUAUGUUCAUGAAUUACAACCCUAACAGCAGACUACUUAUUAUAAUAAUACUUGUUUAUGAGCCUGUUUUCUUCUGGUUACAUAAGCUAUUGUUUGCUGAAUAGAUCCAUGUUCAUGUCAUCCAUGAAAUUUUUACUAUUUAAUCUAGUAUAAAAAAAUGAAAACGAAAAUUAGUCACAUUA
Manis pentadactyla (Chinese pangolin) is the source of this 2001-nucleotide messenger RNA. Its product is annotated as cytosolic beta-glucosidase. Bases 83 to 1492 code for a protein of 469 amino acids. Lineage: Eukaryota; Metazoa; Chordata; Mammalia; Pholidota; Manidae. The record is from RefSeq and is a predicted model, not a curated record. The transcript is spliced from 5 exons. Gene Ontology annotation, biological process: carbohydrate metabolic process. Gene Ontology annotation, molecular function: hydrolase activity, hydrolyzing O-glycosyl compounds.